AUGUCGAAUGCAAAUAAAAAGAUAUCAAACAAAAUGAGGUUACAAGGAUCUGUAAGCAAAAAUAGAACAGGACGUGUUGAAGUGUUCUUCAAUGGACAAUGGGGAACAAUCUGUGAUGACGAAUGGGAUUUCAAAGAUGCUAGAGUUGUUUGUCGUCAACUUGGUUAUCAAGAUGCUGUUAGAGCUCUUCACGGAGGUCAGGUUCCUCAUGGUUCUGGACGGAUAUGGUUAGACGAGGUUGGAUGCAAAGGAAUGGAACAAAAAUUGAUAAGGUGUUCUCAUCUAGGAUGGGGAGUACAUGAUUGCAGUCAUGACGAAGACGCUGGAGUAGAAUGUUUUUCACCAGAAGAACCUUACUGGAAAAAUUCACGUCGCGUAGUUACCACGAAUCUGCACUUAAGAGGGAAUAAGACUGUUAAUAUGUCGAAUGCAAAUAAAAAGAUAUCAAACAAAACGAGGAUACAAGGAUCUGUAAGUAAAAAUGGAACAGGACGUGUUGAAGUGUUCUUCAAUGGACAAUGGGGAACAAUCUGUGAUGACGGAUGGGAUUUCAAAGAUGCUAGAGUUGUUUGUCGUCAACUUGGUUAUCAAGAUGCUGUUAGAGCUCUUCACGGAGGUAAGGUUCCUCAUGGUUCAGGACGGAUAUGGCUAGAUGAGGUUGACUGCCAAGGAAUGGAGCAAAAUUUGAUAAGUUGUUCUCACAAUGGAUGGGGAGAACAUGAUUGCAGGCACUCCGAAGACGCUGGAGUAGAAUGUUCUUCAACAGGCAAAGCUUAUAAAACGCUGAGGUUACAAGGACCUUUAAGUAAAAAUGGAAUUGGACGUGUUGAAGUGUUCUUCAAUGGACAAUGGGGAACAAUCUGUGAUAAUGCAUGGGAUUUCAACGAUGCGAGAGUUGUUUGUCGUCAACUUGGUUAUCAAAAUACUGUUAAAGCUCUUCAGGGAGGUCAGGUUCCUCCUGGUUCUGGACGGAUAUGGUUAAACUGGGUUCAAUGCAAAGGAAUGGAACAAAAUUUGACAAGUUGUUUUCAUAGAGGGUGGGGAGAACAUGAUUGCAGUCAUUACGAAGAUGCUGGAGUAGAAUGUGUUUCAACAGGAUUGUAA
Molecule: messenger RNA, 1104 nt
Organism: Dendronephthya gigantea
Lineage: Eukaryota; Metazoa; Cnidaria; Anthozoa; Malacalcyonacea; Nephtheidae
Product: deleted in malignant brain tumors 1 protein-like
Exons: 4
Coding region: 1-1104 (367 amino acids)
Cellular component (GO): membrane
Source: RefSeq, a predicted model, not a curated record